Messenger RNA from Argiope bruennichi, 6496 nucleotides. It is a transcript of the gene Cep97, whose product is annotated as centrosomal protein of 97 kDa-like. NCBI's taxonomy places the organism in Eukaryota, Metazoa, Arthropoda, Arachnida, Araneae, Araneidae. Bases 10 to 3819 code for a protein of 1269 amino acids. The record is from RefSeq and is a predicted model, not a curated record. The transcript has 16 exons. Gene Ontology annotation, molecular function: protein binding.
UGUUUAAAAAUGGCGGCCAAUGAGAAACAUACAUUAGAUUUAUCUGGGGCUGGAAUUAAAAAGCUUGAGAAAAGAGAUGGUGUUGGUUUUAAGCAACUUAUUCUAGAUAAUAAUGAAUUGACAAAACUUGAAAAUCUUGAAUGUUUUCCAGAUCUGGAAAAAGUAUCUGCAUCUGGAAAUGUUAUUAUUCGAAUGUAUGGUGUGAGUAAAUGUCACCACAUCACUCAUUUAAAUCUGCCAAAUAAUAAUAUAGUGUGUAUUGAAGGUUUAAAGGAACUCCCAAAUCUAACAUUUUUAAACCUUUCAGUUAAUAAUAUAAAAGUUAUUCAGAAUUUGCAAUUUUCCAAUAAUCUGGUCCACCUGGAUUUGUCAAGAAACAACAUUAGUGCUAUUAGUGAUAUAUCAAAUUUAUCAAAACUUAAGGUUCUUCAUUUGAAUGGUAAUAAAAUUUCCACUUUAAAUCGUGCCUCAACUUACUUUCCAACUUGCAUUUGCACUUUAUCCUUAGCUGAUAACUGUUUAGCUGAUUUAAAUGAAGUUUCUCAUUUGGUUAAACUGCAUUGCUUGGAGCAGCUAACAAUUUCUGGUAAUCCAUGUUUGUCAACAGAUGAGUUAUCCCUACCCCCUUUUGAUUACCGGCCUUUUAUUAUCAAUUGGUGCUUAGGUCUUCGUCUUUUAGAUGGACGUGUUGCAACCCAGAAAGAGAGUUUAAAAGCUGAAUGGUUGUAUAGUCAAGGUAAAGGAAGACAUUAUAAACCAGGUGAACACUUGGAAUUAGUAGAAUAUUUGGGUCAAGUUUGUCCUGUUACAGCUGAUCAGUCAACUGAUGAAGAAGAUGAAAAGCUGAUAAGAAUUUUACAUAAGCAGAGGCAACAUAAAGAGCAAUUCUUGAAUGAAAUGUCGCAAGUGUCCGAAGAUUCUGAAAUUUCCACAACACCUACUAAUUCUAUGACCCAGUCAUACCACUUUAAAACUGAUACAUCACCAAAGAAUCAAGAAGCAGAAAUGUCAACAAGCACUAUUGUUCCCUCUAAGAUUAUGUACGAGUCAGCUCCAGAAGUUUUGUUUCAUACGACUACUUCUGAAACAACUCAAAGUGUUCCUCCGUCCUUUCAGUCUGGAAAGUAUCCUCGUUCUGUGUCAAAAUCAGAAAUUCCCCACAGUUCAAUCAAGAGCCCCAUUAUGAUAGAACAGGUCGAAGUUGAAAGUUCCACUAAGCCUAAAGCCCAGGAACCUACCAAGAGUCCUUAUCAACAUUAUGAGGACCGCAGAGUCCGUCCGUCUAGUUCCAGUGAAAUUAGACCUACUCAUACACCUAAGGGUACUCUCAUUCGAAAGGUGAGUAAACGAGCAACUUCUCCUUGCACUUCUGCACCUCCAGGUGGAAGAUCGAAACUUCCUCAUUCGACUUCCAGAAACAGGAUUUCACCAUCCAGAAGCUGUAUAUUAACUGCAAGAUUAUCAGCUGCUGCAAAAAAUAGCAGUGAAAGCGAUACUUCUGAAGAAGUGUCGCACACAAAUCGAACUCCCCAGAGGUCAUUUCGAUCACUUAGUACUGACACACAGUCUGGUUCUAAUUCCCCAAUAUUGCAGCAGCAUGUCUACACUUCAUCCUUAAGUCCUACCAAGCGUGCUUUUGGAGUAGAGAGUGGAGCGCCAAGUCAAUUAACUAGCAGCCCAAAGUUUGUUCAUGAUGCUUCUCCUCACAUUGCUAAAUCUAAAACAAUGUCAGAAAUAUAUGGGAAGAGUGAUGAAGAUAUUGCAAAAGCAGCUACUAAAAUUCAGUCAGCUUGGAGGGGUUAUUUUGUGCGGCAUCAUAAUCAUCGAGUGUUUAAACUUCUGCAAGAAAUCCGCUUUAGGAGAUUGGAGGAUCAUAUACAGCAUCUACAUGGUCAUCUCUGUCGAUUGACUGAUUUUGUGCUAAGGCAACAACAAGAUUUACAGCAUGAACGUGAAUUACGUAAAAUGCAAGCAGAGGACAUUCGCCACUUGCAUGAAAAGGCGAAGGAUUUGCAAAAAUGUGUGUCUGUUGUGUUAUCAAAAGCUAAAAGCAAUGUUUUUCAAAAUUUAUCUGAACAUGAUUCCAAUCGAGAUUUAUCAAGAGAUCAUUCCAUGCUUCCAGAUACCAAAUUUGAUAAACAUUUGCCAUCUCAAAGCUCUGAUUCUUUGAAUUUAGCUUUGAGAUUUUCUACUCAAAUGUACCAGGAAAAUUCGAGCAUGUAUUCUCCAUCUUCACAAACUUCCUCUGUUACUUCAUCUGUACCUGAUACCUCCUUCAGCAGAUCGAAAUCUCGCAGAGAAUUGCAGCCUUCUACUUCUGAUAUUUCUGAUGCUGAUUCUGGCAUGCAAAGCAUGAUGAGUCCCAAUGUUGCUGCUGGAGAAUGUGAUCGACAUCAUUCUUCUCAUGAGGUAGAUCAUUCUGCAAUGAAUGGUUUUGCAAGUGAUUCUCCUACUUGUCCUGCUUAUCCUGAUUAUGGCAAAAAGUAUUCAGGUAAAUUCCAUUCUGACAAAGAUUCCCGCUAUGAUGAUAAUGCUGCCUUGCAUGCCAAAAUGAGUAAACAACAAAUCAAAAAUUUAGGCUUUGUGCGCCAUACUUUACCUAUGUCUGCAAUCCCUAGUUUAGAUGGGGAUACUUGUUAUGUGCAAUCUAGUCAUUUACCAAAUGCCCAUGCUGCCAAGAAUUCUAUGUCGCUCACUAAAACUAAUUAUGUUGAGUAUCCUAAUAGCUCUUUGGAAAACUCUCCUUGCUCAGUGAAUAGUGAACCUUAUAUUUUCUCCAAACAACAUAUUCAUUCUAAUGUUGCCACAAACCCACUUUGUCAAGCAAAGCAUGAAGAAAUCAGCAAGUGGAAAAGCUCCUGUGUUAGCAAUGGGUUUGUUGAAGCAUUGCAAGGAAAAGAGCAUUUUCCAGAUACUGCUGCUGGAUGUUGUUCCAAAUCUUGUAUGUCCCAUCAAAUGAAGGAUAAAAUCAAUAUGCACCAUUCUCGAUGUCCACGUUCUUGUCCUCAAAGUGUAUGUAAGCAUCACCAAGAGAAGGCAGAUAAAUCUUCUGAAGUUUUUGAUUCUGGAUGUUCUGCAAAGAGUUGUGCCAUGCUUCCUAAAAGGCUUAAUCAACUUGCCCAGAAUAAAGUGACUUCACCUCUUAAUGAAAAAGAUUCACCUACUUCACCAUGCACUGUUGAAAUGAGGGGAUGCAUUUCCCAUUCUUGUUCUUUUCAGUCAGAUGGUUUUGCAGCUGAAGAAUUGUCUGCCACUGCCACAGUGAAGCUGUUUUCUACGAGAGCUGUCAGCAUGACAUGCACUAAUGGUACAAUGAGCCCACAAACUAAUCCACAAAGACCUUUAUCUUUGAGUGAUGCCUCACCACAGGCAAAUUUAAGAUCCCCAUUAGUGCUGGCUGCUAGUGUGUGGGAGAAGAAAGUUCAAGAUAUAGAAUCUACAUUUCAUCAAUUGCAGACACAGAUUCGCGAUUUAGAAGGGGCUUUUGGACAGAUUGGACAAUUUGGUCAAUUUUUUUAUCCAGGAAUAUUACAAGAAGAAACAAAAGAGGUUCUCCCUGCAAUUCACGGUGCUGAAUCUUCAGCUGGUGCCCUUGUCCUAGAUAUGCCAAAAAUCAAUUUCAAACGCACUGAUAGUGGAAAUGAUCAUGUCUUUCAAACAUGUUUCACUGGCAGUGUUCCUUAUUUACAACAGCCAACUGCAAGUCAAAAUAUGAAUGAUUGCCGUGUGGAAGAAAUUGAUCAGGAUGUCCAUCCAUCGGUAGAAGAAAGCGAUGAAUUUCCAAAUCCUACAAGUGAUAAUAGUGAAACCAAAAGCUAGUUGAUGGGUUGAUGCCAGUUUUUCAGAUCUCAGAUUUAGUCUUAAAUAAUGCUGUGAUGAACGAUUUUAUUUAUUUAUUUAUUUUAUUUCUGUUUAAGUUCUUCAUUCUGUUUUAUCUUGUUUUUUGUAGUCUGUGAUUUUUACUUCACAUGACAUCUUUUACUUUUUAACAUCAUGGUUUAUUUAUUUCAUCAUUUAACAACUGUUUCUUCAUAUUUUUCUAAGAUUAUCUUUUAUGAUUAAUUACUAUCAAAUAAUCUUACUCUGAUAUUAUCAAGUAUGUUAAAUAAAAGAAGUGAUUUUUUUUUGUUAUAUUCUAUUUCUGAAUAUUCAGUUUAUUAAGAGUCCUAUAUAAGUUUCUUUAAAAACAUUAUCUUUAGAUUGCUCAGAUUUUGCAGAGAGCUAGGGCUUUGCUUACUGAACUUUAGUCUUUUUAGAUGCAUGAAAUAUAAAACUUUUCUAUGGUUGCCCAUUAGAACUUGCCAUCUUUUACCAAUUAUAUUAGAUAGAAUAAUUUUAUAAACAGCCAGUUUGAUGUAAAAUAGAUUAGUUCUCAAAAAAGCGAUUUUUUUUUUUUUUUAUGAUCUAAAAUUAGUUGAAAAAAUUGUGUUUAAUGAUAUAUUUUAUAUAUAAAAACAUUCAUUUUGUAGCUUUCUUUUUUUAUUCAUUAUGUACUUUUCUUUUUAUAUUAUAAAGUACUUAUAAUAAUUAGUGUUGCCCAUUUAAUUAAAAAAAAUGGCUUCAAAUUGAUCACAUAUAUUUCUUUUUCAAAUGCUGCACUAGUCAAUGAAAGCUUAAUUUCUUGUUUGACAUAACUCUUUAUAGAACAAACACUGGAGUUAGAAAAUUCAUGUUGGAAAUAAGCUUUUUACUUCAUAGACAAUCUAAAGAUAAUUUUCUAAGAAAUAGUAAUUUGAUUCAUAUUAGAAAUGGGCAAUAAAACAGACAUUGUUUAAAGAAAAUAUAUUUCUUUAUUGUAAUGCAUUUACUUUAUCAUUUUUAAGCUUAGCUUUCACUUUUCUCUUUACACAAAUAAAGUACAGCACCAAAACACUAAUUUUUUUUAUGUCUACUAUACAACAUAAAUGCCUUUCAUACUUGAUUUUCAAAACUUUAGGAUCUAAAAUCAUUUUUGUUCAGCCAUUGAUUUGUUACUGUUUUUAUGUAUUAAGUAAAUGGUUUAUAUUUUAUGUGUUUGUUAUAAAAAAGAGCUUUAUUAGUUCAUUUGUGCAUAAUCAUUUUAAGUCAGUAAAAUGGAUUUUUAGUUUUCAUCUCGGAAGGAAUUUAAUUUUAAGACUCAUACUGAUUUUAGACGAAAAUGUAGGGGACAAUCUAUAUUUAUAAUGAAAGAAAACGAAUUAAGAUAAUGUUUGUGGGUAUUCUAUAAAAUGAUCUGAAGAUACUUCUUUAUUUUUAAGGUCCCUAUGAUAGAUCGCCAAAAAAAUGCAGACCAUCGCCAAAUUGGUGAUUGUCUAUUUGGCAUUGGUGAUGAUGUCAUCUGAAAACCUGUAAUGCAAUCACCUUGAUGAAAUCUUGUCAUCUUAUGUAUAAAAAAGCAUGGCAAUCUUCGUGUUUUCUGAAAAUCAAUUAAACCCAGGGGCCAUAAAAAUAAACAAGUACUGAUCUGGAUUCUAUAUAGUGGUGCAUUCAUUCAGAAUAAAAUAGUUUUUCUGUGAAUAAAUGUGAUUUCUCAAGGUAUUUUUAUGUAAUAACCUACUGCUUAAAAGAGGCUUUUACUCUCAUCUGAAGUGCCCCCAAUAAUUUUGCUCAUGUUUAUUCUAAUUUCUAUUUUUUUACAUUUAUAUGGUCGUGCACUUGUUUACAACUUAUAAAAUGCAUAACAUAUAUUGCAUGCUACAGAGAAUUCUCUGUUCUUUGGGUAUUAUUUUUUAAAUUUUCAUGGCAUUUCAUUCCAGAUUUUUCUGUGCAUUUGCAUAUUUUGCUGAACAUAUAUAAUCUUUCCUAUUAAAAAUUCCAAAAAAUAUAUUUGAUGUCUGCAACUUUUUAUAUGUGUAUAUGUAACAAUAAUAUUUCUCUGAGCAGUAUAGUGAUUAAAAUAAUAAUAAAAAAAAUUCUGAUGGGGAAAAAAAUGUAAAGUAUCAUUGUGAUUUUUAUUAGACGUUUUGUGGAUCAUAUAUACAUGUUAUCUUGAAUUGGAUAUUAACCUUAUGAUAACUUUAUUAUGGUUAAAUUCUGAGUGCUAACUUUAUCCAAAACUUUAAACAGUUACGUUUGUUACUUUUUGUAAAUAUAUGAAAAGGUCAACAUUUAAAUUUUAUGUAAAUAAUUAUGUAUUUAAGUUAUAAUUCAUUAUGUUCAAAUGUUAUUGUUGUGUAUGUAUAUUAAAAUUUUAUAGAUGUUAGAUUAUAUAGAUGAUAGCCAUUGAUUUAAAUUUAUGUUCUGCAAUUUGAAAAAAUAAUAAAGAUUAUUCUACUGGAUAGAUGUCCAGACUUUUGUAUAAAAAUUUUGCUGUAAAUGAAGGCUUCAAACUUAAGUAUAGUAUGUGUGUGGGGGGGGGGAUUGAUUGUGUAUAGCUAUAUUGAAAAAAUUUGCAGUUUUUAAAAAUUAUAUACUUAUUUUUUUUUGUUAUUAUUUUUACAAUUCAUCAGUGAUUUAUUUUACUUCUUUUUUUUUUUUUUUUAUGUUUCCUCUUUAAAUUAUGUGUACAAAUUUUUGA